This is a messenger RNA of Vitis riparia (riverbank grape), 2928 nucleotides long. Its product is annotated as beta-adaptin-like protein A. The transcript has 11 exons. The coding region runs from base 61 to 2598 and encodes 845 amino acids. Gene Ontology annotation, molecular function: clathrin binding. Gene Ontology annotation, biological process: intracellular protein transport; vesicle-mediated transport. The record is from RefSeq and is a predicted model, not a curated record. Gene Ontology annotation, cellular component: membrane coat; clathrin adaptor complex. Lineage: Eukaryota; Viridiplantae; Streptophyta; Magnoliopsida; Vitales; Vitaceae.
AUUCACAGGGCUGUGGCCGGAAGACGACGAGCAAAAACCCCAGCUUCUGCUGAAUCUGCUAUGGCUCCUCCGGCACAAUCUCAACGAUCUCCAUCACCUUCUCAACCUUCUGGAAAAGGUGAAGUCUCAGAUCUAAAGUUGCAGCUCCGGCAGCAUGCUGGCAGCCGGGCACCAGGUGCUGAUGAUGCAAAGCGGGAGCUGUUCAAGAAGGUGAUCUCAUACAUGACAAUUGGCAUUGAUGUGUCGUCGCUUUUUGGUGAGAUGGUGAUGUGUUCAGUGACAUCUGACAUUGUUCUGAAGAAGAUGUGUUAUCUCUAUGUUGGGAACUAUGCUAAGGGAAAUCCUGAUCUUGCACUUCUAACGAUCAAUUUCCUUCAGAAGGAUUGUAAGGAUGAGGAUCCAAUGAUUCGUGGGCUUGCUCUGAGGAGUCUUUGUUCGCUGCGAGUGGCGAAUUUGGUGGAGUACUUGGUGGGUCCCUUGGGAUCAGGGCUGAAAGAUAGUAAUAGUUAUGUAAGGACGGUGGCAGCUAGUGCAGUUCUGAAAUUAUAUCACAUAUCAGCUUCAACAUGUGUUGAUGCAGAUUUUCCAGCAAUGCUUAAGCAUUUAAUGCUUAAUGAUCCAGAUACUCAAGUAGUUGCAAAUUGUUUAUCAUCUCUACAAGAGAUCUGGAGCUCAGAAGCAAGUACCUCUGAGGAAGCAUCCAGGGAGAGAGAAGCUUUGCUUAGCAAGCCAGUGAUAUAUUACUUUUUGAAUCGGAUCAAGGAAUUCAGUGAAUGGGCACAGUGUCUCGUACUUGAGUUGGUCGCUAAUUAUGUACCUUCAGAUAACAGUGAAAUAUUUGACAUUAUGAAUCUCCUGGAGGAUAGACUUCAGCAUGCAAAUGGUGCUGUUGUCCUAGCAACGAUCAAGGUGUUUCUACAAUUGACCUUGUCCAUGGCUGAUGUUCAUCAGCAGGUGUAUGAACGGAUUAAAGCCCCUUUGCUUACCUUAGUGAGCUCAGGAAGUCAAGAACAAUCUUAUGCAGUUUUAAGCCACCUUCAUCUCCUGGUGAUGCGGGCACCCAUUCUAUUUUCCUCCGACUACAAACACUUCUAUUGCCAGUACAAUGAGCCAUCUUAUGUUAAGAAGUUGAAACUCGAAAUGUUGACUGCAGUGGCAAAUGAGAGCAAUACUUAUGAAAUUGUGACGGAAUUAUGUGAAUAUGCUGCAAAUGUUGAUAUUCCCAUUGCAAGAGAGUCAAUCCGGGCUGUUGGGAAAAUAGCACUGCAGCAGUAUGAUGUGAAUGCUAUCGUUGAUAGGCUUCUUCAAUUUCUUGAGAUGGAGAAGGACUAUGUGACUGCUGAAACUCUGGUGCUUGUAAAAGAUCUGCUAAGGAAAUAUCCACAAUGGAGUCAUGAUUGCAUUGCCGUUGUUGGGAAUAUCAGCAGCAAAAAUGUUCAGGAGCCCAAGGCCAAGGCAGCUCUUAUAUGGAUGUUGGGGGAAUAUUCUCAGGACAUGCAUGACGCUCCUUACGUUUUAGAAAGUGUAGUUGACAAUUGGGAUGAUGAGCAUUCUGCCGAGGUUCGAUUGCAUCUUCUUACAGCAGUACUCAAGUGUUUCCUGAAAAGGCCUCCUGAGACUCAGAAAGCAUUGGGAGCUGCAUUGGCUGCUGGUCUUGCUGAUUUUCACCAGGAUGUUCAUGAUAGAGCCUUAUUCUACUACAGGCUUUUGCAAUACAAUGUAUCUGUGGCAGAGCGUGUUGUGAACCCUCCAAAGCAAGCUGUUUCAGUCUUUGCAGAUACUCAAAGCAGUGAAGUCAAAGAUCGCAUAUUUGACGAAUUUAACAGUCUAUCUGUUGUAUAUCAAAAGCCAUCUUACAUGUUUACAGAUAAGGAACACCGGGGCCCAUUUGAGUUCUCAGACGAACUUGGAAGUCUAUCUAUUGGGGCAGAUUCUGCAGAUAAUGUCGUUCCAGCUCAGAGAGUUGAGGCAAAUGACAAGGAUCUGCUUCUAAGUACUUCAGAGAAGGAAGAAAGUAGAGGUGCCACUAACAAUGGUUCUGCUUACAAUGCUCCUAUGUAUGAUGGUACUUCUAUGCCCACAGGUGCUUCACAAUUGCAAUCUGAACUGGCAAUUUCAAACACAAUGGUACCAUCCCACUCUCCAUCAUCAAGCUUGGCCGUUGAUGAUCUGCUCGGUCUAGGUGUACCACUUGCACCUGCAUCUCCUCCUCCUCCUCCUCCUCCUUUGAAGCUUAAUGAAAAAGCUGUUCUAGAUCCAGGCACCUUUCAGCAAAAAUGGCGCCAACUACCAAUUUCUUUAUCACAGGAUUACAGCAUGAGUCCUCAAGGAGUUGCUGCAUUGACAAGACCUCAAGCCUUCCUCCGGCACAUGCAGGGCCACUCCAUCCACUGCAUUGCCUCAGGUGGUCAAGCCCCAAACUUCAAGUUCUUUUUCUUCGCGCAAAAAGCAGAAGAACCGUCAACCUUUCUUGUAGAGUGUAUAAUCAACACUUCAUCAGCUAAAGGACAAAUAAAAAUCAAGGCCGAUGAUCAAAGUAUGUCACAGGCCUUCUCAACUUCAUUCCAAUCAGCCUUGUCUAAAUUCGGAACAACAUAGUCAUCAUGCAGAUAGGUCUCUCUCCCUCUCCCUGAGUGCCCAGCUGAACAUAGGUAUUCCUCGAAGGUUCUUUGUUGUAAUGCUCCUCCAGGAGGAAAAAUGAAGAAAAGGAAAAUAAAGUAUCAAGAAAAAAAAAAAAAAAGUUUUACAGACGUUUUUGCUGCGGUGGUUUAAUGUAUAAUUCGAGUGAAGAUGGGGAAUGUUUUUGUUCCCCCUGAUCUCAGAACCCGGUUUUUCUCUCAGAUUCUGUUAGGAUAUGUUUGAUCAGCUUCAGUUCUGUAUUAAUUUUAUCAUUUCUGCAUUUAGGCAUCUCUAUACCUUGACACAUCA